CAAGCAAACGCAAACUCGUACUGCUAGCCCGUGUAGUUUGUUAAGCAGCAAGCUUGCAUCCACACAUCGAUCGGCCGACCACCGUGGUCACCGGACACCAAUCCACCAUGCCGUCCAUUGACAAGGCCACCGACAACGGCGAGAUGAAGCAGCGGCAGCCGGAGCAGGAGCUGGUCUGCGUCACGGGGGCCGGGGGCUUCAUCGGCUCCUGGGUCGUGAAGGAGCUCCUCCUCCGCGGCUACCGCGUCAGGGGAACCGCCAGGGACCCCGCUGACCAAAAGAACGCACACCUGCUGGCGAUGGAGGGCGCCGAGGAGAGGCUCACCCUGUGCCGGGCCGACGUUCUUGACUACGACGGCCUCCGCACCGCCUUCCGCGGCUGCCACGGCGUCUUCCACGUCGCCUCGCCAGUCUCCAACGACCCGGACCUCGUGCCGGUCGCCGUGGAGGGGACGAGGAACGUGAUCAGAGCGGCGGCGGACGCGGGCGUGCGGCGCGUGGUGUUCACUUCGUCCUAUGGCGCCGUGCACAUGGACCCCAACCGCAGGCCCGACGCAGUGCUCGACGAGUCGUGCUGGAGCGACUAUGAGUACUGCAAAAACACAGGGAACAUGUACUGCUGCGCCAAGAUGAUGGCGGAGAUCACGGCGACGGAGGAGGCGGCCAAGAGGGGCCUGGAGCUAGCGGUGGUGGUGCCGUCCAUGACCAUGGGCCCCAUGCUGCAGCAGUCGCUCAACUUCAGCAGCAGCCACGUGGCCCGCUACCUCACCGGCGCAAAGCCCACCUACCCGAAUGCCGUCGCCGCCUACACCGACGUCCGUGAUGUCGCCCGCGCGCACGUCUUCGUCUACGAGCACCCGGACGCGCGCGGCCGCUACCUCUGCAUCGGUGCCGUGCUGCACCGCGCGCAUUUCCUUCAGCUCCUCGGCGACCUCUUUCCUCAGUACAACAUAACCGCCAAGUGCGAAGACGACGACAAUUCCAUGGCCAAGCCAUACAAGUUCUCGAACCGGAGGCUGAGGGAGCUCGGAUUAGAGUUCACUCCGUUGAGGGAAAGCUUGUACGAGACAGUGAUGUGCUUGCAGAAAAAGGGCUAUCUGCCUCUCCCCGUUGUUCCCAUAGCACAGAAGCGUGCGUACUUGUAACAGGGCAGGACAGGGGAUAAGCCCAUCUGAUGAAACAACAAGAGCAAAGCCGCAAGAACAAAAGAAGAUACUAUCCGGAUUUUGGAGCUUCAGCAUAGAAUUAAUUGUGUAUUCCUACAAAGCACAGUGUGGCAUGUAAAUAGAAUUAAAACCACAAUAAGUAUUUUGGAACGGAGGGAGUACUACCUCCGUCUAGGUGAAUAAGUCAUUCGCGCAGUUCUAGGUCAUCGAU
Triticum dicoccoides is the source of this 1377-nucleotide messenger RNA. Its product is annotated as cinnamoyl-CoA reductase 1-like. Gene Ontology annotation, biological process: lignin biosynthetic process. NCBI's taxonomy places the organism in Eukaryota, Viridiplantae, Streptophyta, Magnoliopsida, Poales, Poaceae. The coding region runs from base 108 to 1145 and encodes 345 amino acids. The transcript is spliced from 5 exons. The record is from RefSeq and is a predicted model, not a curated record. Gene Ontology annotation, molecular function: oxidoreductase activity, acting on the CH-OH group of donors, NAD or NADP as acceptor.